Messenger RNA from Pistacia vera, 1375 nucleotides. Its product is annotated as cold-regulated protein 27. The record is from RefSeq and is a predicted model, not a curated record. Lineage: Eukaryota; Viridiplantae; Streptophyta; Magnoliopsida; Sapindales; Anacardiaceae. The transcript has 5 exons. The coding region runs from base 112 to 903 and encodes 263 amino acids. Gene Ontology annotation, biological process: response to cold; regulation of circadian rhythm.
UACAUUACCUCCUCCACCCACACCAUCUCUCUCUCCCUCUCUCUGUCUUUCAAUUCUUUUUUCUCUCAAAUUUAUCUUCCUAAUUCUCACCAGGUUUUGAAUUGUACGUGCAUGGAUAAUUUCAGGAAAAGUGAAACUCACACGAGUUCACAGACAUCUGAGCAAACUCGUCAUCAGUCUGCUGGCCAGUUUGCUCAAGAGAUAAAAAAUUGGAACUUGCAGGAUUCACCUGUGGCAGAAUCUAUGUCCACAGAAUGGACAGAUGAGAAGCAUAGUUUGUACCUUAAAUCUAUGGAAACAUCAUUUGUUAACCAAUUAUAUAAUUCCACGCAUUUUCUUGAUUGGCGCUCCGACAAAAAUAACGUGUCCGAUAUUAUAUCAACUAGUCAAAUACAACGUACUUCUUCCGGCCAGUUUAAGGUUCUUCGAGGUGGUCGCUGGCAGAGGAUCAAUUUUCAGAGACCUGAUUUUAAAUCAAAUAAAGCACAUAAUUCUGGUAAUCUUUUGGCAAGUCCAUGGAUCCGGCACUAUAAAUCAGCAGGCAAGCCCCAAACUGUUGCAUCUACAAGUGCUGCAGGGGUUGCAGGAACAGAAAGUCGAGCAACCAAUUCUAGAGGGAAUAAGGCAGUGUCCUGUCGGACAGCUACUAGUUCAGGGCACUUUGAUGCAUCUCGCUCUGAUUUGUGCCAUCAUGAUAUGGUUGGCAGUUGCACAGAGGCAUCAGGUCAGAACUUCAUUGAUGAAGAAAUUGAAGGGGAAAAAGCAAGCCCAACUUGCAGCUCAAAGAAGAUGAAAACACACAUAAUUGUUGCAUCAAGUCGUGAUAAGGUCGUUCCACUCCGAGACAGCAAACCUCCCAUGAAAGAAAAUGGUCCUGAGAAGUGUGCCUUUGUAGCCAGAUAACAAAGUACUUGCAGCAGAGGAUCUCAAAUCAAGAACGCAAUGGCUUGUUUAUUUCUAACGCAAUGGGUAAUGCAGGCAAUUCUGACCGUAAUCAUGAUGACUAACCAAAGUUCAAGCAAGUAUUUGAAUUUAUGGUUACUCUGGUUUUGGCAUAAAAUAUAAUGCCUAAGACAAUGAAGCGGACAACUGACCUUCAUCUUCACUCUACUAUGCUAUCUUCAUUUAUGUAUUCCAGGCGCACUGUUUUGUGUAUACAUUUUUUUUUUUGGUCUUCAGCAGGUAGUUAAUUAUGUACGCAGCGUGUUAGAUAUCUGAUAAGUUGGGAAAUUGGAUAUGCUGAAAAUUUACUGCAUUAGGGUUUUUUCAAUUUCAUUGUAUCGGCUUUAAGAGCUCUGCUUUCCGUAUUGAUUUAGCAACAGGGAAAGAGGUUCUGAUGAAUUCUUUCAGACAAUCAGUACUUACCAUUUGAGUU